GAAGAUCGCGAUGAGCGGUACUGACCAGGUCCUGUGGUCCAGCCUGAAGGCAGUGGGCACUUUGGCUGUGAUGGCUUCUGGUGGUGUCUUCUUGAAGCGGGUUGGAUUGAUGACGCCUCAAAUCAGCCGGGGCCUGAGCGAGAUAAGCAUGAAGUUGACGAUCCCGUGCUUGCUGUUCACGACGGCCAUCGAUUGUGCGCAGGACUGGAGCGACCGCCCCUGCACCCGGUUGCUCGACCAGCUUGCUGAGGGGUGGCCCAUGCUGCUGCUGCCGGCCCUCUACGUGGGUGUCGGCGUCUUGGUCGGCCACGGUGCUGUUCUGCUCGGUGGCAUCGAGGAGAGCUUCCGCUCCCCUGCCAUUGCUGCCGUGGCCUUCGGCAACUCCACCGGGCUGCCUAUCACGUUGCUCGCGGUCGUCCAGGCCCAGUUCUCGCAGGGCACGGACCUCGUCCUGCAGUGGACCGUCGGCGCCUGGCUGCUCAGCCCCAGGCCUCCAGAGGUCACGGAAGGGCUCGAGCUGCAGGGCUUCCGGCGGUCGAGCUGGAUCGAGUCCCCGAGCUUCAAAGUGAUGACAUCUCGGAGGUCGUUCCCUGACGUCGGGAGCCCGGAGGGUGCUAUCUUCCAAUGGGUAUUCAACGGACUGAAAAAGAUAGGGCAGGCUGCAGUCCCCAUUAACAUGUUCAUUCUCGGCAACACGCUCACAAGUGGGAUCAGCAGUGGCAGCGUCCCAAUGCGCACGGCCAUCGUGGUGACCCUGGCCAAGAUGGUUGUGAUGCCCACGUUUGGGCUCCUGGUCUGUUUGGCUAUGAAGAGCGCGCGCAUGAUCAGCGAUGGCCCUGACGAGGCCUUUUACUUGGUUGCCACAAUCGUUACAGCAACGCCCACGGCCAACAACCUGAUGGUGAUGGCGGAGCUUGCCGGAGGCGGCAAGGAAGGGCUUACAGAUGCAGACAUCGACAAGAUCGCAGGCAGGGUGGCCCAGAUGAUACGGCUGGGCACAGGGACAUCUCCGGCCUCGGCGCCACCUGAGAGCGCACCCAACCUCCAGGGGCUCGCCGGUCAAGAUCAGAGCGCGGCUCCAUCUCACGAGGCGGGCUGGAGCGUAGUAGACGACCCCUGGACGGAACAGGAUCCGUGGCGAGAAGAAUGGAGAGCGAAGGAUGCGCGGGCAGAAGAUGACAAGCUCACACCACCAUCCAUGAGGGCAUCAGACACUUGGAAGGAGUGGAGAGACGGAUCUGAGCAGCGACAGUCCUGGGAUCAGGACGACGGAUGGAAGAGCAGACCCGGGCGACAACAUGCCUGGGAUCAAGACAACUCGUGGCAGAGUUGGAGCAGUCAAGGCAGCUCAUGGCAGCACGACCGCGGCUGGUGGCAGGGCCAGUGGACCCAACCCAGGCCAGCACCAUCCUGGCCAGGCUGGGUGAGAUUCAGGCUGUGGAAGCAGUACGUGAAGCGUUGGAAGGACAGCCUGCACCUGAGCGAGGUACAGGCAGCAGACAGGCUGCUGGAGAUCUUGCCCUGGGAGAUCAGGACGACUCUCGAGGACAUCCCAGACAGCGAGCUGACGGUAGAGAUCAUACUGAGGAGGAUGGGCUUCAAGUCCGGCGAGCGCGAGGACGACGACCUCUACCGGACAGGCAGUGAGGCCAUGCAGGACACGGAGAGGAAGAAGGACGAGGACCUGCACGCCUUCGCGGAGCGACGCCGACGUCAAUUCGACAAGGCGAAGAGCAUCGGGAUGGAGAUCCCGCAGAAGAUCCAAGGCAUGCUGCUGAUGCAAGGAGCUCGUCUCAACGAGCAGGGCAGGCAGAACCUCAAGAGCCUGACGAAGGGCUCGAUGCUGGGCGAGGACAUCCUCUGGGCACUGCCCAAGCUGGACACCGGAGGGAAGAUCUGGAGCGACGGCAAGCAGUCAUCGCUUCUGAGCAUGGGGUCGGAGGAGGCGCCACCACCUUCCGAGCCCCAUCGGGCAGAGUCUGGGCCUGUCGAGGAGCCGAUCUACGAGUGGUCGUACUGGGCCGACGAGCUCGACUCCGAGGACGAGGCCAUGGUGCUCGUCGAGCUCUCAGAGAAGAGCCUCGCGGAGCCCGAGGUGGUCGAGACUUUGGCGCAGAUCGGAAAGACCAAGAAGACGUGGAAGGAGAACCAGCAGCUGAAGACGGCGCUCAAGCGGGAUCGAGGCUUCUGGAAGAAGAAGCGCCGGCUCACCCCGUCACAGCUGAAGCUGAUCACGAAGUGCGGCAACUGUGGAGAAGUAGGGCACUGGCACAAAGAGUGCAAGAAUCCUCACCGUCCCAGAGAGCGAGAUGGCAAAGGCAAACCUCGGUCUGGAGGGGCCGAGAUCGAGGCUUUCACGUUCGCGGCGAUUGGCGCGAGCGACGACCAGGACUUCAACCUCGACGGCAUCACGGUCCUGGGCAGGGAGGUGCUGGCGACCCUCAGGGAGAUCAUCAGCUCGGAGACCACGGAGCUCUCGCUGCUGAUUCUCGAGGGCGGCCUGAUCAUCGUGGACAGCGGCGCCUCCCAGGCGAUCAUAGGUCGCCGGGCUUUGAAGGAGCUCGAGGGAGAUCUGCAGCGACGAGGCCUGCGGAUCAACUGGAUCGAGAAGAGCGUCCAGACACCUCGGGGCAUCGGCGGAUCGGCCACGCUGGUCGGAGUCGCCGUGGUGCCCAUCUCCAUCGGCGGCAAGAGCGGGACCGUCGAGUUCGUGGUGACCGAGGAGGACCUGCCUCCACUUUUGCCAGGCGGGUUUCUCGAGCAGUUCGGCGCGGUGCUGGACUACGAGAAGGAUCUUCUUCUUCUGAAGAAGUUGGACUGUGAGACUGAGCUCCACCGGAUCGGGAAGAACCACCGGGGGAUCUACAUCAACGACUGGCGCGGGACAGAGAGCAGCUUCUCUCCCAGCUCGCGCGCCUUGCCAGCCGGCCUUGGCUCGGACGCCUUCCGAGCCCCGACUGAAAAAAAGGACGCGCUCUCUUGGAGGGACCCCUCUAGACGCAACUACCGAGCUCACCGCGAGACCCGCCUCAAGUCGAUGCGGAGCCGACCAGACUCGGACAUCUCAGAGAGGGUCAAGAUCCAGUGGAUCAGGCUGCUGCAUGCCGGACUGAUGUGGAUACAGACCCUCAUGGACAAAUUCUUCGCUCUGAACAGGCGCGGGAGACUCUUCCCAGGAAGGGAGCUUCGUCGGAGGAUGAUGGAGGACCCCAGGCUGGUGAACGACCUCUACGAGUACCGGGUUCCGAUGUCGGCACCCUUGGCAGACGGGGCGGUGCCUUGGACGCUAUGUGUGCAUCGCCCCAGGUGGUUCGUGACCUCCUACAACCAGCACGGGAACUGGGAGCAGUGCAGCAAGUGCAAGGCGAGGACGUCCUAUCGAGAGAUCGGGUACCGCGGGGACGGCCACCGACAGAUGACAGCAUCAGAGAUAAGGAGGCUCAGGCAGCAGCUACCGCGCGAUGUCAGGCCACUGAGCUCGGCAGGUUCGGCGUCGCAGGAGGGCACAGCCCAGGCUCCGAGUCGACGCGCGGCGUCGGCGCCGAACGACGAGAACACCUGGUCGAGCUUCAACCAGGAGCCUCCACCUCCGUGGGCAUCGGAGAUGGUGCGAGGUCUAUCGGCAGCAGUGGCCGAGGCAAUGACGGCAUCCACGGGGCCGAUGGCAGCAGCGCUACGCGAGCAAUCUGUGACGCUCUCGCACAUGGUGGCCACGAUGCAGCAGAUGGCACCAGAACCCCCAGCAGCAAGCGGGAGUGCGGACUCCAGCACGCCGGCAUCGCCAACCGGACCGCCACCGACGACCACCGGGGCAUCUCCAAACCUCGGGUUCACCAUGGUGGAGGAGGCCCCGGCGGACACCGACAUCUCCUACUUUGUCGAGGACGGGUCUACGGGUGCGGGGUCCUACUACGUUGUCCCACUCCAGAGCUACCUGUCUAUCACGACGCUACGCGGCUCCGAGCUAUUUCACGACUCCGACGACACGCUAGCUAACCUAACGGGCCUGGACAACUACACCCACCAGUUCAGAGUUGAUCAGAGGGAACUAGGAAAGCAGUUGAUCAAGAAAUGGCGCCCGUGGUUGGUAUUUCUCAGUCCUCCAUGCACCGAAUUCGCCACCAUCAACGCAGUCAACGACGAGCGGCGAGACCCGGUCGUGAUGGCCCGAGCACGUGAGGGAGCAUUGGACCUGUGGGCGUAUUCAAUGGAGAUAAUCGAGCUUCAGAUCUCGGGCGGUCGCAAGUUCGCCCUGGAACAACCUGCUACCGCGACUUCUUGGGCUCUUCCCAGUACUCAGAGGCUUCUGGAGCUCCCGGGCGCGUCCAGGAUCACGUUUGACAUGUGCAGCGUCCCAGACUGGUUCGACACCUGCCGGAUCGGAGACAGGCUCCCAGGCGGUGGCCACCGCUGGCGGCUCGCGGGCAUCGUCGAGACGUCCUUCACUGUCCGAGGUCGGGUUCGCACUCAGAUCCAGGAGUUCGAGAACUGGCGAUCUCAGCGGGGCAGCGCUGCAGCCUCCUCUCAGGCCGAGCCCCAGGGGGCGGGAUCGGAGACCCCGAUGGACGAGACCGGCUUCAGUGCUCUCGAGGGCUACUGCGAGGUGCUGGAUUCCUGGUUCGAGGACUCCGGCUGGAGCGGGGACAUCGAGACCUACAUGAACGGCCGGAAGGAUCUGAUCUUCGAGCACUCAGAGGACAGCGCCGGGCAGUGGUCCCUGCUCUCCUCACGCGGCGGGGAGGUCAAGCUCAAGGAUCUCUCGGCCCAGCAGCUCGAGGAGUUCCGACGAUCGGACGAGGCCGAGUGGGGCGUACUCAACAAGCCGAGUGUGUUGCGGAUCCUCAGCAAGGAGGAGUCCACUCGUGUGCUUCGUACCCGACCAGAGCGGGUGCUAUCGUCCAGAAUGGUACGCCGAUGGAAGGCACAAGAGGGCACGUUCAGUGCCCCAAAGGCAAAGAGCAGAUGGUGCGUGCACGGAUUUGCAGAUCCUGACACUGAAAAUCUAGUGACAUACUCUCCGACACCUCAGUCCGAGGCCAUGAUGCUCUUCGGACUCGUGCUCUUAGGCCAUGGCAUGGACCAGAGCAUCGUGGACUGCAAGAACGCCUUCAGUCAGUCGAGACGGCUCCGCAGGGCUGGUGGACCCAUCUACGUGGCUCCCUGCGAGGGGCUUACUGGCAUUCACGUUCCCGACGGGUGCCUGAUUGAGCUACACGUCGCCGUCUAUGGUCUGGACGACGCCCCUUGGGAAUGGCACGCCACGAUCACCUCCUACCUUCGCGACCUCGGCUUCAAGAAGCUGCUGAUGGAGCCCUGCUACUGGACACUCCGGGAGCAGGGUGUCCUGAAGGGUCAGGUCCUGAUAGAGGUGGACGAUCUCUGGCUGGGAACGGUUGCCUCUCACACGAAGUGGUUGGCCGACUCUCUGAAGGCCAGGUUCACUUUCGGCAAGUGGCGAGGUGACGAGGCAGAGUUUGCAGGACGCCGCAUCAGAAAAGAGGCUCACCGCAUUCGCCUGGACCAGGAGAAGUACAUAUUGGAGGAGAUUCAUCCGAUUGUCUUGGAGAAGGGCCGCCGCUCCAAGAGACACGAGUCUCUGAGCCGCUCCGAGUUCGAGCAGCUCCGAUCCGGCAUCUACCGGAUCAACUGGGUGGCGAAGGAGACCCGUCCUGAAGUGGCGGGCACGGCCUCCAUACUCGCCAGCAAGCUGGAGCAGGCGGUAGUGGAGGACAUCGUAGUUUUCAACCGGGCCGUCCAGAUGCUGCGCGACACCGCCUCGCAGUACCUGACCAUCUGGCGCCACGACCUGUCGCAGGUGGUGAGCUUCACCUUGAGCGACGCGGCGGGAAUCGGCACGGACUCGCCCAUACAAUGUGCUUGGGCUGUAGGAGUGGCUGACCCUCAGCUGGCCGCCGGACUGACCAGCAAGUCCCUUGGAGAAUCCGACUGGAUUCAGCUGCUGCUUCGUGACGCUUGCUUCGGGGACGUUCCGACCGCCGACUGGCGACAGCACGCCGGCCCCUACGUGUCUGUGCUACGUGACAACUGUGAGUUGCACCGGCCCUUGCCUGGAGUUCAUGCUACGGACGCUAAGUCUAUCUUCGACUGCCUCUCCAAGAACUGUGCUGGCCGGAAGGAGGACCGCAGGACUUCUGUGGAUUUCGCAAUCGCUCGGGACUCAUUCACCCAGCGAGGCUCGUGCGUGAAGUGGUUUCCUCAUCUGCUCAAUCCUACUGACGUGAUGACCAAGGCUGAUGUGUCCAAGGGGUCCGAUGCCAUGGGCCACAUGAUUCGCCGUGGGACUCUGACAUUGAGUGAUGCCGAAUCGGAGAGGGCCCACCUCCUUGCCGGUGGAGAGAAGGGCCGGCGCAGUCGCGAGGCCAGCCGUCGCUAUCUUCAGGACCGCGAACGGCGGCUCGAGGAGUCAGGCCGACAGUAA
This is a messenger RNA of Prorocentrum cordatum, 6439 nucleotides long. The record is from the annotation of a GenBank genome assembly. Lineage: Eukaryota; Dinophyceae; Prorocentrales; Prorocentraceae.